UACUACCGGGUCACCUGAUCCGACUUCCUGUUUGCUGGGACUGUGGCGAACGUUCGGCACGGCGUGGUCUUGAGAGAUUUUCGUCCUUUCAAAGACAAGUAUUCUCGGUCUUUGUGCAAGGCUGGUGUUCAAAUCUGUCCAGAAAUUGCGCCAGAUCUCUUAGGAUGGCAUCAACAAGCAACGUACAGAGUAUGGAUGACGUCAUGAGAGAGACAAAGAAGGGUUCUCAUGUAAGUUCUGACAAUAGAGAGAAAUACUACCGUUGUGAAGAGUGCAGCAAGCAGUUCAGUAAGCUGAGUAAUCUUAAGAGACACAUGGGGACUCACAGAGGGGAGAAACCCUACAGGUGUGAGGAGUGCAGCAGGCAAUUCAGUCAGCUGGGUAAUCUGAAGAAUCACAUUUGGACCCACACGGGUGAGAAACCCUACAGGUGUGUGGAGUGCAGCAGGCAGUUCAGUCAGCUGGGUCAUCUGAAACGUCACAUGCGGACUCACACAGGAGAGAAGCCCUACAGGUGUGAGGAGUGCAGUAAGCAAUUUAUUCAGCUGGGUGAACUGAAGAAACACAUACGGACUCACACAGGGGAGAAACCCUACAAGUGUGAGGUGUGCAACAGACAGUUUAGUCACCUGGAUGCUCUGAAGACUCACAUGCGGACUCACACAGGGGAGAAGCCUUUCAGGUGUGAGGAGUGCAGCAUACAGUUUAGUCGGCUGGGUAAUCUGAAAAGACACAUGCGGACUCACACAAGGGAGAAACCCUACAAGUGUGAGGAGUGCAGCAGGCAGUUCAGUGAGCUGGGUACUCUUAAAAAACACAUGCGGACUCACACAGGGGAGAAACCCUUCACGUGUGAGGAGUGCAGCAGGCAGUUCAGUGAGCUGAGUAAUCUAAAACGCCACAUGCAGACUCACACUAAGAAAAACUCCUACUAGUGGGAUGCACUAUAAACAGUGCAGUGAACUCGGUAGUCUUAGAAAGCACACUCAGACUCAUCAAUAAGAAAGCCCAUGAGUGUGAAAGUGCUGGAGAGAUGUUAGUCAUGUAGCAACGUUUAUGAAGGAUUGUCUGCAAAAACAUUGCCAAUUUGUGGAUUUAUUUUGUUUAGUAGAAGUGGUUUGAACAUUGUAUAGCUAAGUAUUUGAUUACCAUCUAUGUGUAUUCUUGAUUGACUUUUGUUAUAAUUCUCUUGGUAAGAACGGUACAUUUUUUAUUACUUUUAUUUUAUUUGCUUGUUGAUUUCUUAUCUUAGAUUUGCUAGAUUCCCAACCUUAGACAUAUAUAUCAAAGUAGCUAUAGACUUUUGCAUGAAACGUUGUUCAUGUUAUGUAUUGUAUAUGUCCUUUUGUAACAUGUCAAGUUUUCCAUUUAUAUUAGAGCUGAAUAAAAUCUCAAAUCACAGAUCUUGUUAUACAUGUUGGGCUUGUAGUUAAGGUAUAACAGUAGAACUGGUGGAAAUAGUUGUUUUGUUAAGCAAGUCUUCUUUUGCUGUACAGAAGUGACGUUUACCACCACGUAUAAUUAAAAUGAUGAUGAUUAUACUACUGUUUUACAUAUACUGUAGUGUUAGUGUUAUCAUGUUUCAGUUGUAGUCUCCCUAGGUCAGGUAGGUAGAUGUGCCUUUGCCUUCCAUCGUUAGUUGCAACAAAGAGGAUGCAGUUAUAAUAUUUUCUGUCCAUGUAGCAGAUACGUUUGGUUUAACUGCAUGCCACAGAAGUAUUGAAAUCAUGUAAGAGCAAUGGAUCAAUAAAAAUGUAAUUGUAUAGCAGUUCAUAUCAACCCAAUGAUAGGAGAUCAGUUUUAUAUUUUGUAGGAAUAUUACAGACAAUUUUUUAGUUCUUGGAAAGUCACAUAGAAGCUUUAUCGUUGGUUUUAUUGUUAUCUUACAUUUGUUAACAGUUUUCUUCUAUAAAGUUCUUUGGUACACAUU
Messenger RNA from Branchiostoma floridae (Florida lancelet), 1930 nucleotides. Its product is annotated as gastrula zinc finger protein XlCGF8.2DB-like. Gene Ontology annotation, cellular component: nucleus. The transcript has 2 exons. Lineage: Eukaryota; Metazoa; Chordata; Leptocardii; Amphioxiformes; Branchiostomatidae. The record is from RefSeq and is a predicted model, not a curated record. Bases 165 to 935 code for a protein of 256 amino acids.